AUGUCGACGCCGAUUGAUGAGGCGGAAACGCCGGAGCAGCAAAGAGCGGCGAAGAGGAAGACGCAUAGAAAAAGCCGUAACGGCUGUUUCCAGUGCAAGCAGAGACACACCAAGUGCAACGAGGAACAUCCCAGAUGUGGCAAUUGUGUUCGAUUGGAUAUUCACUGCACCUGGCCCAGUCGCGAGCGAUUCUCAACCAAGUACCCGACGCCUCCAGAAAGCCAUGCGGUUGCGACAGCAGAACGCACGCUUUCUGUAGGUCCGGAUGUCCCUGUUUCGUCCUUCGGAUCUCCGAUGAGUAUCGCCGAUUUGAGGCUUUUGCAUCACUGGUCUACGAAGUCGUAUCAAGACAUGAACGCGGACCCUGCGCGUUGGCCUGCCUGGCAAAUUGACUGCGUCGAAGUUGCUUUUGAUUUUCCAUUCCUCCUUCGAGGCAUACUUGCUUUGGCAGCAAUUCACAAGACAUCCUGCGAUCCCCAAGCCGACCGACAGAGUCUGCUGCUCCAGGCAGACACCCAUAUCAGUAGUGCCCUUGAGACCUACAGAAAGAAUCUGGAGCACCCAUCAGAGGAGACGGCUAUGGCAAUGUUCCUGUUGUCUAUGGUCAUAGUAACCUAUAACCUUGCUUCGGCGCAACUGGAAGCACCUGAGGAUCCUAUAGGCGCGUUGCAUCAUUGUUUUAGAUUGGUGCAGGGAGUUGCGCUUGUCAUACAGCCGCAUGUAACCCAGAUCAUGAACAGCAAGAUGAUGAGCAAGAUCGUCGAACAGGGCCCUGGAAUCACGUUUGAGGGCAAAGUGCCCGAGGUUCUCAGGCUGAAGAAGCUUGCAGAGACCAAGAGAACCUCGGCCCACGAUUUUUAUACGCUGGCCAUUGAUGACCUACAUACUCACUUUCUCAAAACCCGGCAGUGCCCUCCUGAGAAUGACCGUCUGGCAAUCGCAUUUAGUUGGUCGUCACAUUUGUCCGAAGAGUUCCUGCACCUUAUAUCGACGCAUGACCCUAUCACAGCACUGGUACUCGCCCACUUUGCAGUCCUUCUCACAGAAUGCCGACUGGCUUGGUGGAUUGCCGAAUGGCCUCUUCGAAUCGUCCUCGCAGCCCAAAAGCUUUUGGUCGCAACGCCAGAGCUUCUGGCCUACCUAGACUGGCCUCUUGAGAUUGUCAAAGCCAGCGCUGGAGAACGGUGA
Paraphaeosphaeria sporulosa is the source of this 1188-nucleotide messenger RNA. RefSeq lists its product as uncharacterized. The record is from RefSeq and is a predicted model, not a curated record. NCBI's taxonomy places the organism in Eukaryota, Fungi, Ascomycota, Dothideomycetes, Pleosporales, Didymosphaeriaceae. The transcript has 3 exons. Gene Ontology annotation, molecular function: zinc ion binding; DNA-binding transcription activator activity, RNA polymerase II-specific. The coding region runs from base 1 to 1188 and encodes 395 amino acids. Gene Ontology annotation, biological process: regulation of transcription by RNA polymerase II.